Populus trichocarpa (black cottonwood) is the source of this 1526-nucleotide messenger RNA. Its product is annotated as probable receptor-like protein kinase At4g10390. Bases 78 to 1433 code for a protein of 451 amino acids. NCBI's taxonomy places the organism in Eukaryota, Viridiplantae, Streptophyta, Magnoliopsida, Malpighiales, Salicaceae. The transcript is spliced from 2 exons. The record is from RefSeq and is a predicted model, not a curated record. Gene Ontology annotation, cellular component: plasma membrane. Gene Ontology annotation, biological process: protein phosphorylation. Gene Ontology annotation, molecular function: protein kinase activity; ATP binding.
CCAUAUAAGCCCUCACUUACCAUACACAAAUCUAAGACUGCUGCAUAAGAGAUGAUGUUUCUGUGAGUUCUGGCAGUAUGAGACCUGUUCCAACCAAAGAUCUAUUUGUCUGCAGGUUUUGGUGCUGUUGGCCCAUCCCUUCAAGUAUUUUCUUAUUGUCUCUUCUCACCUUCUCCGUGGCUUCCCUUCAGCAACCCACCACUGCCGCCGCCCCCAGUACUACUAUCCAUCCACCGACAGCUAUUCCUUUAAAACACCACCACUCUCUCUUUGACCAUAGAUUCGCCAUACCUCUCACUGCUUCUCUACUGCUUCUUCUCUUGCUUGUCAUCAUCAUGGGCUGCUUUCUCGGACUCAGAUUCAGACACAAAAGACUUGCCAAGAAGGUUGAUGCUGCUUCAAAUGGGAGUAAUGAUCUUGAUCCUAAAAAGGAAAAGGAUUCUGAUCAUGGUACUCAUGGUUGUGUAAGGAAAUACAACUGGAGUGAGAUAGAGAAACUGUCAAUGAAUUUCUCUCAGAUUGUUGGAUCAGGAGGGUUUAGCACGGUGUACUUGGGCCACUUGCCUGGUUCCAAUCUUGGGGCGAUCAAGAUUCACUGCCCGAGUGACUAUCUCAAUAGAGUCUUCAAGCAAGAACUAGACAUACUACUUCAACUCCAACAUGACAACAUUGUCAAGCUCCUAGGAUACUGUGAUGUUCAAGAUGAAGGUGCUUUGGUAUUUGAGUAUGUUUCCAAUGGAACCUUGCAAGAUAAACUCCAUGGUGGGGAAAGAGAAAUUAAGAAAUCAUCAAGUAGUUCAGUGAUUUCAUGGAGAAAUAGAAUGGAAAUAGCCUACCAACUUGCUCAAGCUCUUGAAUAUCUACAUGAAAAAUGUCCUCUCCAAAUCGUACACGGUGACAUCAAGCCUUCAAACAUUUUACUCGACGAGCAACUGAAUUGCAAGCUAUGUGAUUUUGGGUUUGCAAAGAUGGGAUUUUCUUCCACGAUAAUGACUUCCAACAAUAGGAAGCAAGUGAUGAUGGGCUCUCCGGGUUACACAGAUCCACACUACCUCAGAACAGGAAUAGCAUCAAAAAAGAACGAUGUGUACAGCUAUGGAGUCAUAAUUUUGGAACUUGUGACAGGAAUGGAGGCGUUUUGCGAGGAAAGAGAGCAAGGCCAGCUACUGUCAUCAAUAAUGGGACCCAUUUUGAAGGACAUAAUUGCCAGUGAUAAUGAAUGCAAAGCGAUGAAGGAGGCAGAAAUGGUGGAUCCAAGAUUGGGAGAAGACUUUGAAGUCAAGGAAGUCAAGGUUAUGCUUUCCCUCGCAGCUCUUUGCCUUGGACAGUCUCCAAGUCUUAGGCCAUCUGCAACACAAAUCUUGCAUACUAUCAAGGAGAAUAUAGCCUCCAUUUCCUUCAUCUCCACACAGAAAAAAGAUUUGUCAAAUUGAUGAUAUUAGGUGUAGAAACUGUUUGCUAGGAAUUACAGGGAUGAUUUGAUUGUAUCAAUCGGUGUAAAUGACAUACACAUACAACCUUUUUUU